Cannabis sativa is the source of this 630-nucleotide messenger RNA. RefSeq lists its product as uncharacterized. The coding region runs from base 1 to 630 and encodes 209 amino acids. The record is from RefSeq and is a predicted model, not a curated record. NCBI's taxonomy places the organism in Eukaryota, Viridiplantae, Streptophyta, Magnoliopsida, Rosales, Cannabaceae. The transcript is spliced from 2 exons.
AUGGUUGCAUUGCUGACAAGGAACAGAAUUAAGUUUGUUGAUGGAAGACUUCCAGCUCUUGAUGAAGACGAUGAAAAUUAUGACUUGUGGAUUCAAUGCAAUAGUUUGGUAAUUUCAUGGAUUCCAAAUUCUGUUUUUCCUACCAUAACUGAUAGUAUAAUGUACAUGGAGGAUGCUUCUUGUAUCUGGUCUGAAUUGCAGGAAAGAUUUCACCAAAAGAAUGCUCCCAGGGUGUUUGAAGUGAUGUCACUUUGUACUACACUAAGCUCAAAGGAAUGUGGGAUUUGCUGCAAGAAUACAGGGCACAACCUUGCUAGAUCUCAGAUCUUGCUCCAAGAUCCACUUCCAAAUGCGAACAAGGCUUAUGCCAGUAUAAUCCAAGAGGAAAAACAGAGAGGGAUUGUUAUACCUCAAACUGAAAAUAACCAGUCUUCUAAUGAUAACACAGAGCAAUUUGCUGGGAAUACACAUGCAAAUCACGGAAACAAUUAUUUUGACAACAAAAAUGAUAAUCAUCCUGUGUAUUCUCAUUGUGGCAUACCUGGACAUACCAUUGAUAAGUGUUACAUAAUUCAUGGAUACCCCCUGGACAUCAAUUGUAUGGCAAAUUUCCAAGAGAACACCCAAUAA